Temnothorax curvispinosus is the source of this 590-nucleotide messenger RNA. RefSeq names its product ornithine decarboxylase-like. Bases 208 to 546 code for a protein of 112 amino acids. Gene Ontology annotation, molecular function: ornithine decarboxylase activity. The record is from RefSeq and is a predicted model, not a curated record. Gene Ontology annotation, cellular component: cytoplasm. NCBI's taxonomy places the organism in Eukaryota, Metazoa, Arthropoda, Insecta, Hymenoptera, Formicidae. The transcript has 4 exons.
AAGGUGCAGUUGAUCGACAUCGGCGGUGGAUUCCCGGGCGAGAGUGGAACGGACGUUGACAAGUUCGUCAAUAUUAUCAAUGAUGCGAUACAGGAUCUCGAUCCUAGCAUAAGGAUUAUCAGCGAACCGGGAAGGUACUACGUAACUUCCAGCUUCACUUUAGCCUCGUAUUUACAUUCCAAGAAAAUCACUUCGAAGGACGGAGUAAUGAUGAGAAUGUAUUACAUGAACUGUGGAGUAUACCAUUCCUUCAUAGAAGAACUGUUAGGCUUGCGAGCUAGAGUACCACAAUUACUUUUCGAGCGAAUAAGCGAAGAGAAAUUCCUAUCAAACAUAUGGGGACCGACCGCCGACUCAUAUGAUUUAAUUAUCAAGAAUGUGAUGUUGCCUGAGCUUCAAAUAGGUGAUUGGUUAAUUUGGAAAGAAAUGGGUGCUUAUACACUAUCCAUAUCCUGUACGUUCAACGGGUACCCAAUACCAACUGUGAUUCCAAUUAUUAGGAAGAGUCAAUGGGACGACUUUAAAGCGCAAAUUGACUCGAUGUAGGAGCCUGUUUUAUUUUCAAAAAUCCAUUAAACAAUAUAAUUUAU